This is a messenger RNA of Nerophis ophidion (straightnose pipefish), 3491 nucleotides long. It is a transcript of the gene chpt1, whose product is annotated as choline phosphotransferase 1. The record is from RefSeq and is a predicted model, not a curated record. Bases 187 to 1335 code for a protein of 382 amino acids. Gene Ontology annotation, cellular component: endoplasmic reticulum membrane; Golgi apparatus. The transcript is spliced from 8 exons. Gene Ontology annotation, biological process: phospholipid biosynthetic process. Gene Ontology annotation, molecular function: diacylglycerol cholinephosphotransferase activity. Lineage: Eukaryota; Metazoa; Chordata; Actinopteri; Syngnathiformes; Syngnathidae.
ACCCAAAGCGACAACUCUUGGUUCCGUUUCGAAAUGGCCUAGUAAGCUCACCUCCCACUCGAGGCCAAAUGAGCUGCUAUGUUUUGGGCUUGGCCGAGAUAAGGUAUCCGUAUCUAAACCUCUACCACCGAGAGGUUUUGCGAGUCCGUUGACGGUCUAUUUUAGGAGUCUCCGAGCUCGGAAACGAUGGCCAGUAUCCUGUGGCCGGAGCCGCUGUCGAGCGCGCAGCUGAAGCGGCUGGAGGAGCACAAGUACAGCGCCUCGGGUCGCUCGCUGCUGGAGCCUCCGUGUCAGAUCUACUGGAACUGGCUGGUCCAACAGAUACCGACAUGGGUGGCCCCGAACACGCUGACCAUCGUGGGGCUGGUUGUCAACAUCGUAUCCACGCUCCUGCUGGUCUUUUAUUGCCCCACGGCCACAGAGGAGGCUCCAGCAUGGGUUUUCAUCCUGAGUGCUGUGGGCCUCUUCGUGUACCAGUCUCUGGAUGCCAUCGACGGCAAGCAGGCCCGCCGGACAAACAGCAGCUCCGCCCUCGGCGAGCUCUUCGACCACGGCUGCGACGCCGUCUCCACAGUGUUUGUUGCCGUGGGUACGUGCAUCUCGUGCGGCAUUGGCAGAUACCCUGACUGGAUCUUCUUCUGCGGCUUCAUCGGGAUGUUUAUGUUCUUCUGCGCCCACUGGCAGACCUACGUUUCAGGAACCCUCCGCUUUGGCCUGGUGGACGUCACAGAGGUGCAGUUUGCCAUCGUGACCAUGUACCUCAUGUCCGCCUUUGGGGGCGUGAGCCUUUGGCAAUGCACGUUACCCGUCAUCGGACUGAAGAUGUACGUCUUCCCCAUCGUGGGCAUCAUCGGAGGGGCGCUCUACUCCUGCCACAACUACUUCCACGUCAUCUUGAACGGCGGGGUCGGUAAAAAUGGCUCCACCGUGGCGGACACCAGCGUGCUGAGUCCUGGUUUGCACAUCGGCCUCAUCCUCACGCUGGCCUUCAUCAUUUUCAAGAAGUCGUCCAGUCAGCUGUUUGAGCAUCACCCCUGCCUCUACCUGCUCACCUUCGGCAUGGUCAUCGCCAAGAUCUCCAACAAGCUUGUAGUGGCGCACAUGACAAAGAGCGAGCUGCACCUCCCAGACACCGCCUUCAUCGGCCCGGGCCUCCUCUUCCUCAACCAGUACUUCAACAGCUUCAUCGACGAGCACAUAGUCCUGUGGAUCGCCAUGGUGCUCUCCCUUGUGGACUUGACGCGUUAUUGCACAGGUGUGUGCAUCCAGAUCGCCGCCCACCUGCGCAUCCGAGUCUUCAGCAUCACACCCCCUGGGCCCACCCACCACGACUGACAUCUUGCCCGGCGGGAGGAAGCGGGGGGGAACGCAGACCUCUCCCCGCUCCUGAAAGCAGACGACGAGAGCCCGAGCCUUGACCAAGUUACCACCUCCGCCUAAAAGUAACUACAGUGGGGAAAAAAGGUAUUUAGUCAGCCAGCGAUUGUGCAAGUUCUCCCACUUAAAAUGAUGACAGAGGUCUGUAAUUUUCAUCAUAGGUACACUUCAACUGUGAGAGACAGAAUGUGGGGGAAAAAAAUCCAGGAAUUCACAUUGCAGGAAUUUUAAAUAAUUUAUUUGUAAAUUAUGGUGGAAAAUAAGUAUUUGGUCAACCAUUCAAAGCUCUCACUGAUGGAAGGUUUUGGCUCAAAAUCUCACGAUACAUGGCCCCAUUCAUUCUUUCCUUAACACGGAUCAAUCGUCCUGUCCCCUUAGCAGAAAAACAGCCCCAAAGCAUGAUGUUUCCACCCCCAUGCUUCACAGUAGGUGUGGUGUUCUUGGGAUGCAACUCAGUAUUCUUCUUCCUCCAAACACGACGAGUUGAGUUUAUACCAAAAAGUUCUAUUUUGCUUUCAUCUGACCACAUGACAUUCUCCCAAUCCUCUGCUGUAUCAUCCAUGUAUCCAUUUUGGUGUAAACUCAACUCGUCGUGUUUGGAGGAAGAAGAAUACUGAGUUGCAUCCCAAGAACACCAUACCUACUGUGAAGCAUGGGGGUGGAAACAUCAUGCUUUGGGGCUGUUUUUUCUGCUAAGGGGACAGGACGAUUGAUCCGUGUUAAGGAAAGAAUGAAUGGGGCCAUGUAUCGUGAGAUUUUGAGCCAAAAUUUCCUUCCAUCAGUGAGAGCUUUGAAUGGUUGACCAAAUACUUAUUUUCCAUCAUAAUUUACAAAUAAAUUAUUUAAAAUUCCUACAAUGUGAAUUCCUUUUUUCACAUUCUGUCUCUCACAGUUGAAGUGUACCUAUGAUGAAAAUUACAGACCUCUGUCAUCAUUUUAAGUGGGAGAACUUGCACAAUCGGUAGCUGACUAAAUACUUUUUUGCCCCACUGUAUGAAAACACCACCAAAGAAAAGUAAUGCUCCAAAACAUCCCCAAAAACUAACUUCUCUUAAAUACCAAAUUAUUUUGAUACUUUUUUCAUGCAUAGUGAUUGACUUAUGAAAACAAUCAAAAUAUUUAAUAAUUAUCCAAUAAACAUGUCUAAAUUUGAUCAAUCAGGGUUUGAGAAAAGGCCCAAAAAUUGGCAAGUGAUUUCCAAGGAGGUGUUUAGUGUACGGGCUACACGUGAAACGGUGCACGUUUAUGCGCAAACCGACGAUGAGUAUUCAAACCUUUUUUUUUCUUUUGCAUCUCAUCGCCGUUGACUUAUAAAGUUGACUUAUAAAGCGUAAACGCGCGACCUUUUCUGCUUUCUUCUCCCUAAAGGGCUAAUGGGACAUUCAUGAUGUUGUGAUUGUACAGCUUAAAGCCGCCUUAAAUGAUUCUGUUGUAAUUAAAAAUGAUGAAUAUUCAAUACCAAACAAGUUUGUAUGUGUUUUCCACUGAAAAGCUGCAAUGCAGAACCUUCCCUUUCAUUGCUCCUUAGAAGGUCCAGCGUGCAGAUGAAUCACUGACUUUGAAUGCAUUUUACUCAUAUGCUUUUUUUUUUUAUUAUUCAUGUUGACGGGGAUACAAACAGAUUUCCUUUGGUCUCCUGUGGCACCAUUUUUAUGUUUAAAGGUUAAAUAUGCUUUUCGUGGAUUUUAAUCUGCACUGUAAAAAAAAAAACAAGUGGUGCUGUUUUUUCAUUUAAAGUAAAGCACUGUAAAAACAACCGUAUAUUUUAUGGUACAAUUCUGGCAAUUAAUAAGUGGUACAGCUUUUGUACUUACAGUAAUUCACUGUAAAAAAAAAAACAAAAAAAAAACUUGUAGAUUUAACAGUUAAAAAACUUCAGCUUUGUCACCAUAAUUUUAAUUUUUUUUGGUAAAAUUCUCCUUUUAACGUAAAAUCUAUUGAUUUUUUUUUUUUUUACAGUGUGGAAAACAUCUCUUCCUGUUUCUAUGUUGGAAACUAUGCAUUAAAAAGUACAAGCUUCAUUUUUUCACCGUUCAGUAACAUUGUACCACAAAUUUUUGCUAACAAUUGUGUGUGUGAGGGGGGGGUGUUUGUAAUAAAGAGGUUAUUUUUCA